Molecule: messenger RNA, 3437 nt
Organism: Nothobranchius furzeri (turquoise killifish)
Lineage: Eukaryota; Metazoa; Chordata; Actinopteri; Cyprinodontiformes; Nothobranchiidae
Source: RefSeq, a predicted model, not a curated record
GUUUCUUGGCGGAAGAAAAACAAGACGGAACUUCCGUUUUUGUUUUCUCUCGUGGAAAUAAAAAAGCGGAGAAACUUGGAAACAUCAGCCGCAGACACCGAUGAUGAACCUUGGCGUUUAAUGGAAAGGAAUACGUGAACGUUUCAGUGAGUUGUGGUGGAUGGCUGCUUAUACUGAGCCAGGAUCCUCUGGAGGUUUCUUCCUGUUAAAAUGGAGUUUUCCUCUCUACUGUUGCUAAAUGCUUGUGUUCCCUGUAGAUGAUCAUCAGAUGAUGUUCAUUAAAGAACCAGCAUCUGAGGAAAUGAAGCCUGGUGUGAACCCUAAGGACCUAGAGUCUGUCAGCAUGAAGGAGGAAGAGGAGGAGCAGCUUAUUGGGUUGGAUGAGACUGAUGCAACCAGGAUAUUAUUAAUCGUAGUUUCUUGUCCAUGUGAAGAAGAUAAAGUUUUCCCUGAACAGAUGAUGUUGGUUGAAGAACCAGCAUCUGAGGACUUAAGGCAUGGUGUGAACCCGAAGGACCUGGUGCCCCUCAGCAUGAAGGAAGAGGAGGAGGAGCUUAUGGGGAUAGGGCAGCCUAAUGCCACCAGGCUGCCACCCAGAGUGGUUUCUUGUCAGUAUGAGGAAGAUAAAGUUUUCCCUGCAGAUACUCAACAGAUGAUGAUAUUUAAAGAAUCAGCAUCUGAACAAUUGAGGUGUGGCGUAAACUCGAGGGACCAGGAGCACCUCAAGAUGGAGGAUGAGGAGCAGCAGCUUAUUAAUGAGGAGACUAAUGCCACCAGAAUGCCAUUCACAGACGUUUCUUGUGCAUGUGAGAAAGAUAUAGGUAAAGUUCUGUUGUCCCAGUGUGAUGAGCACCAAACUAAAGACAGAGAUCUUCUAACCAGCAGCUCCACCGACCAGAUGAAAGCAAUAAGUGGUAGAGAGGAUUGUGGAGGAGCAGGUAAUACCAGGAAUCCAUAUCAAAAUCCUACUGCAGACGAUUCCUGCUCUUCAGAGACUGAAGUGAGUGAGGAUGAAGAUAACCAGGAUGGGAAUAAUUCUGACAACAAUUUAGAUUCAACUGGGAAAGUAGAAGCAAAACAAAAAUCAUUUACUUGUAAUGACUGUGGUGAAGGAUUUAGCAAAAGAUCUAAUUUAUACAGACAUAUGAGAGUCCACACAGGACAGAAACCUUUUGCAUGUAAGGUCUGUGGACAAAGAUUUAGUCAGAAGACAAGUUUAAACAGACACACGGCAGUCCAUACAGGACAAAAACCUUUUGCUUGUAAUCUUUGUGAACAAAGAUUUACCCGAAAGACAAGUUUAAAUGAUCACAUGACAGUCCACACUGGACUUAAACCUUUUGCUUGUGAUUUCUGUGGACAAAGAUUUAGACAAAAGAAGAAUUUAAACUCGCACAUCACAGUCCACACAGGACAGAACCCUUUUUCGUGUGAGAUCUGUGGACAAGGAUUUUCCCAUAAGAAACGUUUAAACAGUCACAUGGCAGUUCACACGGAACAAGAAUCGUUUACAUGUGAUAUCUGUGGACAAAGAUUUUCUUGUAAGAAAAGUUUAAACAGUCACAUGACAGUCCACACAGGACAGAACCCUUUUGCUUGUGAACACUGUGGAACAAUAUUUAGUCAAAAGAAAAAUUUAAAUGCCCACAUGAAAGUCCACACAGGUCAAAAUGCAUUUGCCUGUCAUCUCUGUGGACAAAGAUUUUGUCAUAAAAAAAGUUUAAAUAGUCAUAUGACAGUUCACGCAGGACAGAAACCUUUUCCUUGUGAGCUGUGCGGAAAAAGAUUUAGCAAAAAGAGAAAUUUAAACAUACACAUGAUAGUCCACAAAGAACAGAAACCUUUUGCUUGUGAUCUCUGUAAACAAAGAUUUACCCGAAAGACGAGUUUAAACAGUCAUGUGUUAGUCCAUACAGGACAGAAACCUUUUGCCUGUAAGCUCUGUAAACAAAGAUUUAGCCAAAAGAGAAAUUUAAAAAGACACAUGGCAGUCCACACAGAACAGAAACCAUUUGCAUGUGACCUCUGUGGACAAAGAUUUAGCGAAAAGAGAAAUUUGAACACACAUAUGACAGUCCACACAGGGCAGAAACCUUUUGCUUGUGAUAUUUGUGGAGAAAGAUUCAGGCACAUGACAAGUUUAGGCAGACAUAUGAGAAUCCACAGAGUAACCUAAGCUGUCAAUCAAAUACAAGGUUCCUCUUGUAGUGUUUACAUAUCAGUCUUGUACCUCUACACUAGAGAGUCCAUUAUUACACUGGAUAUCAGAACAAACAGACAUACUCAACAGUGCAUUAAAACAGCAUCAUGUCCUGCUUUUCAAACAUCUUGCCUUACUUUUUCUUGGUAAAAAUCAACGCUGUUUUCCACUGACAACGCAGUAAAGACGAAAGCAUUUCAAAGCUCAGCUUCAGCUAUUCUGCCUUUGGUAUCAAAGAGGUAUUUUUAUCUUGAGAGGUGCUAUAUAAGAGAAGGGUUUCUUUCUUUCUAUUAAUCUUGCAAUUCAAAGUGAAGCAACCACACCACCAAGAUUCUGUUUGUACAGUUUCAAGAGUUGUAGUUAGUUUUUGUAGUGUAGAAAUGUGUCUUACCAGUGGUUUAUACUUUGUGAUUUACUUAAAUAUAACUACAGACCUCUUCAUUUGCUUAGUCAGUGGUUCCAGGUUUGUGUGAAUUAAAAUAUGAAAUGAAAACUUGCUCUUUUAGGAAAAUAUUAACAGUUGAAGAUUAAAGAUGCCCAAAACUUCCCAAAGGUUUAGAAUCAUUUGGGGUUUAAACAAAACAAACAAACAAACAAAAAAAGCAUAACUAGCAAACAGAAACAAUAAAAAAUGGCCGGUUUAAUAGGGAUGUCCGAUGUUAUCUGUCCCCCUUUAAUAUUGGCCCAUAUUGUCAUUAAAAUAUAAUAUCGGAAAAUAUCAUUUUGGUUUUUACUCUUUUAAUGACACAACUUUUUCUUACCGUGCACAAUUAUACAUCCAACUCUCCAGCUACUUCUCUCAAAAUGUCUUAUAUGACCGAUCUUAGGUAUAGGUCUGCUUUUCAACAUUUGUCGUUGUACUACUGUGCACAAUGUAAAAAUUAUAAUUAAACAGACAUAAUUACGGUAUAUAAAAAUAAUGAUAAUACUGUUGGGUGCAGACAGCUCUGGCUGAGAUAGGAAGAGACUGAACAAGCUAAGAAAACUAGCCUGAUUCUGUUGAGGACAUGUGUGAAAGGAGGAUGUUGGUGAAGCUGACCACCAUUUUGGGAAACCAUUCCUACUCACUGUAUGGACAUCUCCUUUACUGAUUGAGACAUCCAUAAAAUUUAACUCAGGUGUGAAACACCAUAGUUGGGUUAUUUUUAUAACAAGGGGGGCAAUUACUUUUUCACACAGGGCAAUGUAGGUUUGGAUUUUGUUCUCUCCCUAAAUAAUAAAAACCAUCAUUUCAAAA